CAACAAAAACCCGCAGCUACGUGGGUGCUGAGGUGCUGUACGUGAUUGGCGGGAGGGAUUGUGUGUGUCUGGCUGGCUGGGAACCUGCUACUGGUUUCCCAUCUAUCCACUCACACACACACACACACAUACACACACACACACAGCCGCAGUCAGUCAGACAGACGGUCGGUCUCCCCGCAGAGGCGGCAGGCAGAGGGAACAACAAACACUCCUCCUCCCGCCUCGCAGAAACCAACAACUGCUGUAGAAGUGAAGUCGACGCGAUGUUUAGUGCGAAAUGCUCCCGUUCAGUCUGAGGAGAGAGGAGUUAUAGUGAGGAAAAAGGCUGCUGGAAGUGGGUGAAGUGUGACAGCAGCUGGAGAAAUACACCGACGGGUUUGUGGACCGCACGUGGAAAGCACCAGUGAAACACACAGAAGUGAAGGGCGGAUCUCGUCCUCUCCACUUUAACCGUUGUCAGCUGAUAACUCCUGCCUACUUCAGAGAUGAGUGCCAAGUCAGCCAUCAACAAGGAGGUCUUCACCCCCCACGAUGAGAAGAUGCUCGCAGCGGUGCAGGUGAAGCGGAGAACCAAGAAGAAGAUCCCCUUCCUGGCCACUGGUGGUCAGGGAGACUACAUGACCUUCAUCUGUCUCUCAGUUACAAAUAAGAAACCGUCCCACGUAUCCAUAACUAAAGUGAAGCAGUUCCAAGGAUCCACUUCCUUCAUGAAAAGAUCCCAGUGGACAGUUGACCAGCUACGGCAGGUCAACGGCAUUGACCCAAACAAAGACUGUCCAGAGUUCGACCUGAUGUUUGAAAAUGCUUUCGACCAGUGGGUCGCUGGAUCAGCAGGAGAGAAGUGCACCUUCAUUCAGAUUCUCCACCACACCUGCCAGCGCUACAGCUCCGCACGGAAACCCGAGUUCAUCAACUGUCAGUCCAAACUACUGGGGGGUAACAGUAUACUACACUCAGCUGCAGACAGCGUGACAAGCGCCGUACAGAAGGCCAGCCAGGCUCUGAAUGAGCGCGGGGAGCGAUUAGGCCGGGCCGAAGAGAGGACCGCGGACAUGAUGAACAGCGCUGAACAGUUCUCUGUCACUGCGCAGAAGCUUGCCAUGAAGCACAAGUGUUAAACCACUGCCAAAAUCAACUGGGGGGAGGGGGAUCAACCAAUCGCCCGUCGUUGUACAGGAGAAGGAUUCCAGAGUUUAUUCUUUUCAAAAGUUGUAAUAUGAUUACUGUUUGUUAACAAUGUUAACAUUUUGAUGUUUUGCGUUGUGUUCUGAUGCAUCUUCGGAUGGUGACACGUCGAGCUGAAGGUGACAACGAGAGGUAAACAAUCCUACAGCAGAAUGUUUUCAAGCUUCUGUUUGCCAAAAAAACCACAAACAACUCCCAACGCAGCCCCAGCUACGACUGUAUUUUCAUAACCUCAGUCAAUGAAGACACUCGCACGUCUCACAUGCUUCAACACUAAUGUGACUGCACACAUGCUGACGAGUCAUUAUCACUAAUCAGUGCGAGGCAAGCAACAGCUCGUCCUGCAGGUUAUUAAAUUGUUAUAAAUGAAUUAAACAGAGUUAUUUAUGAGCCCUGCAGUGAUUAUGCAGUCUGACUGUAGUGACUGACCCUCUCAUGGGUUUUGACUUUGAACGGAUACAUAACACGUUGCACAACUGAUGACAGCCACAGUUUAAAAAGGAUGACGCUCAAAAAGAAUAAUUACAUCUGUGGAUAAAACAACGUUAACUCCACCCUUUAACAUCAAUAAACCUUUAUUCUUACAAUGCUUUAAAUCAAACAUUCAUGUAUCUAAUGCUUCCGUCUCUGUAAGGACUUUUGGGCGUCGCAGUCUGUCGCUCAGUUGUUUUGUCUCUCAUUUCAAGAUGUAUAAAUACCAGUAUUAGUCAACUUACAGCAUUUUAUUUUAUCUGAAACCGAAGGGAGUAAUCAGAGAGAGUAUAUAAAAAAACUAAAUCCAAAUAUAAUAUUUCAGCUGUUGAGUCAGACUUGUCUUACAUUGGAAUAUAAACCAAAACUACCAGGAAUACAUUUUCCAACGUUUUUGGAAGUGUACUUGAAGAUCUCAUGUUUUAAAAAAAAUAAGCUUUUAAAGUAUCAUAAUUUAUGUUUAGGGGAAUUGGGGGUCUAAUUCAGUAAACCAGCUUCUGCAUUGUAAAAAGCAAAACGUGUGAUUCCUCACUAUUAUAUCUCGAUGUCUAUAAAGCUGAUAUGUCUCACAAACAUGGGAUGUUUUUUAAAAAUACUCCCGGCUGUUAUCUCCACUUCACACAGUGAUUAUGUGUUCUGCUUUUUGUAUACGUUGGGGUGGUCACUAUAAUGAUGUGUACACUGUUAAACACAGGGCCAAAUGUCUUCAAUGUCCGCAGCAGCAGUGUGUACUUCUAGUGUUUGGUUUGUGUCAUUUCUCUCUCACUGACCGACCCUUUUGGCUUCCUCGCUGGUCACUUAGCACCAUCACAAUCGAGAUGUAUUUGAUUCUUUUUAUAUUUUGAAUUUUAUAUAAUUCACAAUGUUACAAUGCACCGACAACCUUAUCUCGCAGAGCACUGUUGAGUUCACAAUGAAACGUUCCAGUUGCCUCACUGUUAUUGUGCUUGUAUUCCUCUUAACACUUUGGAUGUUUUAUGUUUUAAUAAAAAGAUGUGUCAAACAAA
Molecule: messenger RNA, 2666 nt
Organism: Labrus bergylta (ballan wrasse)
Lineage: Eukaryota; Metazoa; Chordata; Actinopteri; Labriformes; Labridae
Gene: stxbp6
Product: syntaxin binding protein 6 (amisyn)
Biological process (GO): Golgi to plasma membrane transport; exocytosis
Cellular component (GO): plasma membrane; exocyst
Molecular function (GO): phosphatidylinositol-4,5-bisphosphate binding
Source: RefSeq, a predicted model, not a curated record